UUCAAACUGGGUAGCCAUGUUUUUGAUCCGCGGCCUCGAGAUUAGCCCACAGAAGUUCAAACUACUAUCUGGCCUUCGUCGUCUUCUCCGAUUCCCUGUCUCUUUCGGCAACUUCUCUCGUUGCAGGUACAGCCAUCACCGUCCAAAGAACGUCCAUUUUGAUCUCUCAAUACAUUGAAGCCAUUCCAAAAUCAUGAACCCUACAGCUCUUUGUUUCGUUUGGUUCUUCACAUUCUGCACUCGUUUUGCCGCUAGUCUGAACUCCGAUGGCUUCUCUCUUCUGGCCCUCAAAGCUGCCAUUGUUUCCGAUCCCAAAGAGGCUCUGUCCACUUGGUCCGAGUCCGACUCGACCCCGUGCCAUUGGGCCGGUAUCGCCUGCGAUCACGACCAGCGAGUAACCGCCAUUUCCCUCUCCGGUAAGGGCUUCGCCGGCUACAUCCCCUCCGAGCUCGGCGCUCUUCUCUCUCUCCGCCACCUCUCUCUAUCUCACAACAACUUCUCCAAGCCCAUUCCCGCCCACCUCUUCAACGCCACCAGCCUUCUCUCCCUAGACCUCUCUCACAACUCUCUCUCCGGACGCAUUCCCGACCAGAUUACCAACGUUCAGACCCUGACCCACCUGGACCUAUCCUCCAAUUUUCUUAAUGGGUCCUUGCCCGAAUACCUCAGCAAUCUGACCCGCCUCGGCGGAACGGUGAAUUUGUCCUACAACCGCUUCUCCGGCGAGGUUCCGGCGUCGUACGGACAGUUUCCGGUUAUGGUCAGCUUGGAUCUCGGGCACAACAACCUCACCGGAAAAAUACCCCAGGUGGGUUCCUUGCUGAAUCAGGGCCCCACCGCGUUCUCCGGCAACCCCAAUCUAUGUGGGUUUCCGCUCCAGACGCCAUGCUCAGAACCAGAAGCUCAAAACCCUAAGUUCCUCUCGAAGCCGGAAGACCCUAAAAAGCCGAAUUCUAGAAACGGGCUUGGGGAGAAAGAGACGGUGAAGUCUGGGUCAGCGACGGUUCCGAUAAUUUCCGGCAUCUCAGUGGUGAUCGGAAUGGUGUUUGUGUCGGCGUGGGUGUUCCGGAAAAAAUGGAGGUCCGGCGGGGGCAAAACGGGAAAGGAAAAGAUGGCGGAGGAAGGGGAGGCUGCGGCGGCAGCGGGGAGCGAGGAAGGGCAAAAAGGGAAAUUCGUGGUGGUGGAUGAGGAAGGGUUUGGGCUGGAACUGGAGGAUUUGCUGAGGGCAUCGGCAUACGUGGUGGGCAAGAGCCGAAACGGCAUCGUUUACAAGGUGGUGGCGGGGAGGGGAUCCGGUGAGGUGGUUGCAGUCCGGCGCCUGAGCGAGGGGGACGCCACGUGGCGGUUCAAGGACUUUGAGGCCGAGGUGGAGGCCAUCGGUAGGGUCCAACAUCCCAACAUCGUGCGGCUGAGAGCUUAUUACUACGCCGAUGAUGAGAAACUUCUCGUUUCUGAUUUCAUCCGCAACGGAAGCCUGUACACCGCGCUGCAUGGAGGACUGGCCCAUCCCUUGCUGCCAUUAUCGUGGGCAGCGAGGUUGAAGAUCGCUCGAGGGAUUGUGAGGGGUCUCAUGCACAUUCACGAGUGCAGCCCCAGAAAACACGUCCACGGGAACAUAAAAUCGUCCAAAAUCCUUCUCGACGAUGACCUCCACCCGUAUGUUUCCGACUUUGGACUCACCCGUCUUGUUUCAAGCACCUCAAAGCCCAGCAAUGGCACCUCACGGAAGCAGAGCUUCGAACAGAUCAUAGUAAGCCCCAAAAGUUCUGCCUCUUCAUCCAUCGUGUACACGGCACCUGAGGCUCGAGCUCCUGGAAGCAGGCUGACGCAGAAAUGCGAUGUUUACUCCUUCGGGAUCGUGCUUCUGGAGAUCCUAACAGGACGUCUGCCAAGCGGGGGGCAAGAGAGUGACGACGGCAAGGGACUGGAGAGCCUUGUGAGGAAGGUGUUCCGAGAGGAAAGAGCCCUGUCUGAGAUCAUUGACCCGGCGCUGCUGCACGAGGUCCAGGCCAAGAAACAAGUUGUCGCGGCGUUCCAUGUGGCGCUCAACUGCACGGAGCUCGAUCCUGAGGUCCGGCCAAGGAUGAGGACGGUUUCGGAGAGCCUUGACAGGAUCCGAUAGUGAUGGAGGAGCGGAGCAGAGUAGAGUAGAGGGAAAGCUUACAAGUUCUUGUAGAUCUUUCUUCAUCUUCUCCGCUAACUUGUAAUGGUUGAAUGUUGUGAGUGUUGAAUGCAUUAUGAGUUCACCAUCUUGAUGGA
This is a messenger RNA of Diospyros lotus (date-plum), 2259 nucleotides long. RefSeq names its product receptor protein kinase-like protein ZAR1. Bases 194 to 2122 code for a protein of 642 amino acids. Gene Ontology annotation, biological process: protein phosphorylation. Lineage: Eukaryota; Viridiplantae; Streptophyta; Magnoliopsida; Ericales; Ebenaceae. The record is from RefSeq and is a predicted model, not a curated record. The transcript has 2 exons. Gene Ontology annotation, molecular function: protein kinase activity; protein binding; ATP binding.